Messenger RNA from Solanum verrucosum, 1472 nucleotides. RefSeq names its product polygalacturonase QRT3. Gene Ontology annotation, molecular function: polygalacturonase activity. Bases 27 to 1472 code for a protein of 481 amino acids. The transcript is spliced from 3 exons. The record is from RefSeq and is a predicted model, not a curated record. Lineage: Eukaryota; Viridiplantae; Streptophyta; Magnoliopsida; Solanales; Solanaceae.
ACUCAUUUUACAUAGAAGGCAACAACAUGGGAGAAAAAACAUGGGCUUUGUCCUUGUUUUUUAUUUUUGCUUGUCUAUCCCAUGUUUAUGGAAAUGUUCAUUCAUAUGAUCAUCAAUUGAGGAAAUUACAAGCUUUUACAGCUGAAAUUGUUCAUCGCGAUUCGAUUUCUCCUUUUCCUUCUCCUUCUCCUGCUAGAUUUUCUCCAUCACCAUCAUCACCAUCAGUAGUAACCGUUACACCAAGUCCAAAAAUAUAUCAUGUAACAUCAUAUGGUGCUGAUCCAACUGGAAAAUUAGAUAGCACACAAGCUAUUCUACAAGCAAUUUCUGAUGCACUUGAAGGUCCAUCUAAUGGUUUCUUAAUGCAAGGAAUUUCAAAUCUUGGUGGUGCUCAAAUUAAUCUUGAAGGUGGAAAUUAUUUAAUUAGCCAACCAUUACAAUUCCCCGUUGUUAGCCGUGGCAAUCUCAUGAUUCAUGGAGGAACACUAAAAGCUUCAGAUGAUUUUCCAACAGAUGGAUAUUUACUCGAUUUAUCGACAUCUUCAAGCAAUGCUCCUGAGUUUUUAUUCGAAUUCAUAACGUUAAGAGAUUUAUUACUUGAUGCAAAUUUCAGAGGAGGUGGUAUACAAGUGAUAAAUUCACUAAGAACAAGUAUUGACAAUUGUUACAUUACACAUUUUACAACAAAUGGUAUUAUAGCCAAAGGUGGACAUGAAACAUACAUAAGAAAUUCAUUUCUUGGACAACAUAUUACUGCUGGUGGUGAUAAAGCAGAGAGGAAUUUCUCCGGUACCGCGAUAAAUUUAAUGGGAAAUGAUAAUUCUGUUACUGAUGUAGUGAUAUUCUCCGCUGAAAUUGGUAUAAUUGUAUCAGGUCAAGCAAAUUUGUUAUCAGGUAUACAUUGUUACAAUAAGGCUACUGGAUUUGGUGGGACUGGAAUUUACCUAAAACUCCCUGGUUUAACACAAACAAGAAUUGUUGAUUCUUAUUUGGAUUAUACUGGAAUUGUGGCAGAGGAUCCUGUUCAACUCACAAUUUCAAAUACAUUUUUUCUUGGAGAUGCAUUUGUUAAGUUGAAGUCAAUAAAUGGUGUUGUGAAUGGAGUUAACAUUGUGGAUAAUAUGUUUUCUGGAUCAAAUAAAGGGAUUGAUAUUAUUCAAUUGGAUCAAAAUAAUGGACCAUUUAAGACAAUUGAACAAGUUGUGGUGGAUAGAAAUAAUGUUAAGGGGAUGAAUCUUAAGGGUACUAUUGGAAGUGGAGUUGUUGAAGGAAAUGGUACUUCAUGGACUUUGGAUUUUAAUCCAAUUCUUAUAUUUCCUAACCUUAUUAAACAGGUUCAAUACACAUUUUUCCCUAGUGGGAAUGUGUUCGUUAAUCAUGCUUUGAGAAAUGUGUCGAAUAAUAAGGUUCUGGUUGAAUCAAACGUGCAAGUUCCAGCCAAGGUUUUUGUGAUGGUGGAUCAAGGGAAAUGA